UUCCAGAAACUCUUCACAUCAAGAAAGGAACAUCCUACAGCCUGAACUUCAGACAUCUACAGCUUUGGCUUUUCUGCCUGUUCUUGACAGGUCACUCAAAGACUGAAUUUUCCCUUGUGGGUCAUGAUGUUCAGCUCUGGACAGAUCCUCUCGUCUCUGAACCCUGGAGUUCUACACUCCCCAGUGACUCAGUUCUUUCCUGCUUUCCCCAGCAGGCUGGGCCAUCCUCAGCUUCUGAUCCCUGCUCCACUGCUUAGCUAUGAGUUCCUGCGUGCCUACCUACAACCUGAGCCGUGUAAACAAGCUCUGCUGCUGGCCUCACAGGCAUCUUCUAUGGUUCGCCUUUCCAGUGACACCGAUGAGCCACGGCCCGCCAAGCAGCGGCGCGCCCGUGCCAACUACAGCAGCUGGCAGCUGGAAGAGCUGGAGAAGGCCUUCAAGAGCACGCACUACCCCGACGUGUUCAUGCGCGAGGCCCUGGCACUCCGGCUGGACUUAAUCGAGGCUAGAGUUCAGGUGUGGUUCCAGAACCGCAGGGCGAAGAUGCGCAGACAGAUGAAACUUCAAGGCCAGACUGUAGACAUGUGUGCGGGGGAUAAUGAUAGUGAGGCGAGACAACCAGCACCAUCUAGCAGGAGCACGGAGUCAGACAGCGACCAAGUCCCAUGCUGGGACAGCAAACAGGAGAAGAACGCUGGACACAGACUGCACCAGGGGACCAGACAGCAGGCGGGAGAGACAAGUCCAGAGGAGUUCGCUAUUGCAGCAUUGCCAAACUGAGGGCCAAGGCCAGGGAUUACGAAGCCGAGAUCCACAGUACGGCAGCCAAGGGCGAUAGGAAGUGGUGCUUGAAAGCUCACAUGUCCGAAAGUGACUGAUGAACAUGUAUCUGUGAAAAUAUCCGAAUUCCUUUUCUGCUGGUUUAUUUAUUGUCACCCCAUUAUUUCACAGGUUGGGGAAUGAUACUUCACAUUUUUACUUUUUUAUUUUAGACUAAUAUUUGAGUUUUUUUUGUAUGAAUUAAACUGGUAAAAUCUCUGAUUGCUAAGAU
Silurus meridionalis is the source of this 1051-nucleotide messenger RNA. RefSeq names its product homeobox protein unc-4. The record is from RefSeq and is a predicted model, not a curated record. Gene Ontology annotation, molecular function: RNA polymerase II transcription regulatory region sequence-specific DNA binding; DNA-binding transcription factor activity, RNA polymerase II-specific. Gene Ontology annotation, biological process: regulation of transcription by RNA polymerase II. The transcript is spliced from 3 exons. Lineage: Eukaryota; Metazoa; Chordata; Actinopteri; Siluriformes; Siluridae. The coding region runs from base 124 to 780 and encodes 218 amino acids.